Molecule: messenger RNA, 1133 nt
Organism: Hemicordylus capensis (graceful crag lizard)
Lineage: Eukaryota; Metazoa; Chordata; Lepidosauria; Squamata; Cordylidae
Gene: PTPRCAP
Product: protein tyrosine phosphatase receptor type C associated protein
Exons: 3
Cellular component (GO): plasma membrane
Source: RefSeq, a predicted model, not a curated record
AUUACCCCCACACCAGGAGAUGGCUCCAACACGUGUUUUGCAUACAGUGCUAGGCAAAGCGUUGCAGUGGUUUCCUUGCAUGGGGCGAAUGGCACAGGCAGGAAGUGCUCCCCACCCCCAUGCCCUUGCACAGGGCUGCUGCUUGCAAAGUCUCAUUUUCCAUCACGGCUGCAUGCAUGCACACACACAGGGCAGUACCGAGAAAAGUGCUCCACUCCUGAUGAUGCUGCCACACUGAGUCAACACUUUCAACGAGCUGUCCACCAUGAACCCAAGAUCUCUCUCCUGGGAUUCAAGCUCCCUUGUGUUCUGUGUGUGCUGCUCCCGCUGUUUCAAGGGCAUGCCCUGGCUUCAAGCGGAAGUGGUGGCAGCAGCAGUGACUCUGUCACUGUGAGUCUCCUAGUAUGCCUGCUGCUGCUCCUUCUCCUGUUGCUGUUCCUAGCAUGGCGUCGGCUGAGCUACGAGUCAGAAGGAAGAUACCAUCCCCGGACCCUGAUGAGAAGCCUGUACCUCCGGUGGCAGGAAUUCAGAGGGGAGGCAGCCACAGAGGAGUUGUCCCAAGUCUACCAGGAAGAGAGAGAUGAAGAGCUUGGGGAGCAGCAACAGGAUGAUACAGAUGAGGAGGAGGAGCAGCAGCAGCAGCUCCAGAAAGAAGACAACAAGCAAGAGGAAGGAGAAGGGCAGAUCAUGCUUAGCAAGAAGGCUGAUCCCGAGUCGUCAGAAAACAUAGAGCUACCAGAGCCCUCAGAGGAGGAUGGGGGAUCGAGAGCCACAGAGGGCAGUGCAGAGGCCUUGCUCAGUGAUCUGCAUUCCUUCUCUGGGACAGCAGCUUGGGAGGACACUGGCAAAUUGCAUGUCACUGCCCUCUAGAGGUGGCAGAGAGGAGGGUACAAGUAGGACUCCCCACAAGGGCAACUAUGGACUGAAAUAGGGCAGGGCAAUGGCCCCAUCUCUGACAACCUCCACAGAUUAAGUCUCACCUCAUCCUAUGAACUCCUUUUGCCAUGCUUUGCCCAGUUCCUUUUUGUACCACAGCCUUCGCUUGCUCUUGCCUGUCUGGUAGCCUCUUUUUGUGUUUGUUUUUAAAAUAAAAAGUACCUUCCCUGUGACAAAGCAGAGGGAAGAUGGCUACA